AUGACGACUCAAAAAUUAACGCUUACCACCACGAGCCUGCACAACGUCGUCAUUGCCAACAGCUCGGACGUGAUAUACUAUGAGAUCGUGACACCGAAAUGGGAACGCUGCAUCACCCGGAUCAAUAAAUUGGAUCCCAACAUGAGGGAGUUCGACCUGAUUGGAGAGUUGAAAAACGAAGAUGACAAGCCGGUCGCGGUGCGGAUAUAUGGCGGUGAAUUCAGACCUGUAGAGGAGUUCCUGAGAGUCAGGGAAGGAGAUGCGGACCCGCAUGGACGUUUUAAAGGAAAAGAUGGAAAAGAGUACGUGUGGAGAGUGAAGAAUCGUCAGCUUGAGCUUGUACGUGAGAAUACACCGGAUGGAAAACCGGUCGCCGUUUUCCACAAACACAAACGCUAUCUCUUCGUUUUACGGAUGUCACGACUACCCUACAUAGAGAUUGAGUCAGACGUCCUCGACAUGCUCGAUUCCCUCAUCAUCUCUUUCCUCCUUAUGGAGAGGAGACGCAGACAUGGAGACAAAUGA
Messenger RNA from Heterobasidion irregulare TC 32-1, 525 nucleotides. RefSeq lists its product as uncharacterized. The record is from RefSeq and is a predicted model, not a curated record. Bases 1 to 525 code for a protein of 174 amino acids. NCBI's taxonomy places the organism in Eukaryota, Fungi, Basidiomycota, Agaricomycetes, Russulales, Bondarzewiaceae. The transcript has 4 exons.